CACACACUUACACACUACCCGUUUUAGCUAUUACCUAGCAAAGCUAAUCUAUCCCUCCACGAGCUGACCACGUAUCCUGGUCAUUUAAACGGCUGAAGAAGCGGUUUGCAGCGAAUCACCGCGCUUUCAUGUCUCGUUUGUUCCUGGCGCUGUCACCCUCUGUCACCAGUACUGUCCCCCGCCACACAGCCAGGUAAACACCGGCCAGCCCCAUGAAGACACCGCCACUGUCCCCUCACACAUGGAGGCCAGUUGAAUAACACAGAGGAGCCGCGUGGAGCCCCGAGGCACCAUGUAUCUCUUAGCACCUGCUCCAGUGGUAGCCCUCAUCCACUGACCUCACCUCCUCCCCAUCUCUUCCUCCACCUUUCCCUGUCUCAUCUAACCCUCUUCCUCCACACCCCAUCCUUUACUACCUCACGUCUCCGCCCCUCCUACAUCAUGGCAGGGGAGAAAGGGCCGACUAAGCGAAGUGCCAUGGACAUCAAGCGCCUGGCGAGCCUCAUCCAGAGAGGAACGGGCCGUUUGCUGGUGAUUGACAGCAGGACAUUUUCUGAGUACAAUGCGUCGCAUGUGCAAGGUGCGGUCAACGUCUGCUGCUCCAAGCUGGUGAAGAGGCGACUGCAGCAGGACAAGGUGUCUGUCACUGAGCUACUGCAACCAAACGGCAAGGUCAAGGUGGAGCUGGGCAGGAAGCAGGAAGUGGUGGUUUAUGACCAGAGUUCCAAAGAAGCGGGGCAUCUGUCCAAAGACGGCUUUGUGCACAUUCUCAUGGGAAAGUUGGAGGGCACCUUCCACAAAGUUUCCCUGCUCACUGGAGGUUUUGCUGCUUUCUCCUCCUGUUUCCCCGGCCUGUGUGAAGGGAAACCUACCACUGCUCUACCUAUGAGCUUGUCCCAGCCCUGCUUACCUGUGGCUAAUGUAGGGCCCACUCGCAUCCUGCCACACCUCUACCUGGGCUCACAGAAGGACGUCCUCAACAAGGAUCUGAUGGCUCAGAAUGGUAUCACCUAUGUGCUGAAUGCCAGCAACACCUGCCCUAAGCCAGACUUUAUCAGCGAGAGCCACUUUAUGCGCAUCCCAGUUAACGACAACUACUGCGAGAAAUUGCUUCCCUGGUUGGACAAAACUAAUGAAUUCAUAGACAAAGCUAAGGUGUCAAACUGCAGAGUCAUCGUGCACUGCCUGGCUGGAAUCUCGCGUUCAGCAACCAUCGCCAUUGCAUACAUCAUGAAGACAAUGGGCUUGUCAUCAGAUGAUGCCUACAGGUUUGUAAAGGACCGAAGACCGUCCAUAUCCCCCAACUUCAACUUCCUGGGUCAGCUUCUGGAGUUUGAGAAGGGCCUGAGAUUAUUGCAAGCUUUAACUUCAACCUCUGAUGACAAGAUCUCUGAAAACAACACUAAGCAAAGCUCAGACAUUAAUGGAGUCAGCACAGGUUUUGAGAUGAACGGUCACCGCAGCAACUAUGACUCAUCUGUGGCAGAGCCACACAUCACACCAGAACCCAAGCUGCCGUCACCCACCUCCCUCCAGCAAGGCUUCAACGGCCUACACCUCUCCGCAGAGAGGAUCAUGGACACUAACCGGCUUAAACGCUCCUUCUCCCUGGACAUUAAGUCUGUCUACUCUCCUAACAGUCCCCACUGCCCCGGCCUGGCACCCACACACUCUGAAGACGUCCCCAAGCUGUGCAAGCUUGACAGCCCUGGAAGAGGCACCUCCAAUGGUGUCUGCUCCCAGUCUCCCGUCCUAGACAGCCCCAGUCCCUCUGAUUCACCGUUCCCCUCACCAGGCAGCGGGGGCAGCAUUGGAGGUUUGGGGCUCGGAGGAAGUGAAGGAGUCCAUCGGUCUGGUUCUUCCUCAUCCAGACCCAGGAGAAAACUCAAGCACUGCUCUGGCAGUUCCCCAAUCUAUUCACAACCAUACCAACCUCCACAGUCCCUCAGCUUGUCACUGGACCACAGGAGCCCCAGUCUGGACGAGAACCUAAAGGGCUCCCUACUCCUGUCACUACCAUCCCUGCCCACCGUGGGGUCUGGGGCCAUGUGGACCAAACACAGAGACACUGUCCAGGCCACCACUCCCGUCACUCCUGUCACCCCUACCACAGAUGCCCCUUGGCACUUUGGGGCAGAGGAGGGCGGUAAGGGAGAGAUAGAGCUGGGAGGAGGGGGGGUUGGACGGGGAGAAGAGUCAUCGGUGAGAUUUGGGAGCAGCUCGGCGUAUAUGGCGUUUGGGUGCAGCGAAGGUGUGCGGUUACGAGACAAAUCCCAGAGGGAGAAGCCCUCAGCAUCACAGUCACAGAGAGACCACCGGGACUCCAUGUCGUCGUCCACAGUGACCAUGUCCAACAGUGCGAACAACAGCGGGCCUGCAUCAGAGAAGCAAUUCAAGCGUCGCAGCUGUCAGAUGGAGUUCGAGGACGGCAUCUCCGAGACGCGGUCCCGAGAAGAACUGGGGAAAAUCGGGAAGCAGUCGAGUUUCUCUGGGAGCAUGGAGAUCAUUGAGGUAUCCUGACAGAUAAUGGACAUGAUCAGAGCUGUCCCUUGGGGGCAAAAAUGGACCUGAUCAGAGGGAGUGCAAGAAGAGGAUAUAUGACGGGAAGCAGAAGAGGCUUUUUUUGUGUGCUCCCCUCACAGACAGUGUUAAAGACUCCAACUGAGAGAAGGACAAAUAGAUACACAAGCAGAGCAUUAAUGUGAAAAGGUUAGCAAGUGACCUAGCAUUCGCACCUGGACAGAUGUGGUGCUUAGCAGACCACAACCAUCCUGAACUUUCAUACAAAUCUGAAGAAAAGUCUGCUUAGGGGGGUAAAGGGGGUGAUUGUAGGUACUGAAACUCUUCAUUUUUCUGAGCUCUGUCGCAGAUAAAAAGAAACAACCCAUGGCAAGUGUCAUGUUGCAUCCUUACUAUAUAGAAUAUACUUAUUUUGACAGAGUUCUGACACAAACUGCUUGCCUGCGGUCAAAUGUAGUGUGCUUCAGUGGAUGUAUAGCUUGUGAUUUGAACCAAGUCCCAUGUUUCCUCCCAGAGUUUCACCCCAGUGUCAGAAAGCCUCAGAACCUCUCACGGCUACGUCCGCCCCCCUUUCCAGUGGCUCUGCCUGCUACAGACUCUGCAUAACAACAUCAACAACAAUAACAGACUCCUUAACAGCACCGUCUCCUCACAUCAUCACAGCACAAGGCAGAGAGACUUAAUCUAAAGGCGGUACUGUAUCCAAACAAUGAAGGAUCCCCAGCAUUUUAUUGCUGAAAAGACUUAUGGGCAGCACCCCCACACACACACACCCCCCCCACCCCUAAAAAAAGCACAGUGUGUCUUUCCUCGUUCCCUUGUUUCCAGUGUUAACAGCGUGAUGGGACUGAGGUUUCGGGAUGGUGGCGAGGGUUGGUCCUUCAGCUCCUUUAUAGACCCCCCCAACCCGCUCCCACUGCUCCCAUGCACCAGAAAGGCUGACUACAGACAGACAAAUACUAUAUAUACAAUAUAAAUAUAUAUAUAGCAAUUUUAAUGGACUUCUAAUUGACUUUUUUGUUCAGUUAUAGUUUUAAUUUAUUGUAUUGGUUCAUUCUGGUAAUGAGAAAUAAUAUAAUGUUUUGUGGAUUUAUUUCUUUUUUCUUUUGUUGAAUUAUUAUUAUUAUUAUUAUUAUUAUUAUUAUUAUUAUUAUUAUUAUUAUUAUUAUUAUUAUUAUUUGCUGUAUGGUAUUUAUGAACACACUCAAACAAAUACACACAUUCAGCAAAUUCAAGCAAGCAAUAUGUGCUGUUCCUUCUUUGGGGAGAGUGAUGUAUGACUUUGAAAUGCACUUUUCCGCUUUCUUUCCCUCACACCUUGGCAACAUGAUACUCUGAAAGCCAAGUCUUUUGAGUUUUGAUAUAGUACAAGUAUAGAGCCUCUAUUUUGUGUUUGAAUCUGCAGUCUGUAUUCAUGGAUUUAUCACAAUUGAGGGCUCAAGCGUUAACUAUAAAAUAAUUGUUUUGUUAGACUGUGUGCAGAGGAAGUAGGCACACACAUUCUGAUGACUCGCAUACAGUAAACAUUUUCUGCCAGUGUGAUGAGGGCUUGCAUAACAACAACUAUAUUCAAACAGACGCACACUCUUUCACAAGUUUGAGAUUUAAAGACUUCCACCACCGAGUGUCUUCUCCGAGCCAGCACCAGUUCAUCAUCAUCAUAGCGUGUCCCACCAAAGCUGAAACCAACACACACACCCUAUACUGUAUGCACUUACACAUAUUUUCACAUAUGUAAAUCAUAGGCCCUACACACACCCUUUUGUUCAUUCUCAGGGGAUCUUUCAGUGAGCCAAGCCCGGCACAGGGUACACAGCUGCUGGUACAUCAGCACAAAGCUCCCUCGCUUUCUCUCUCUCUCUCUGUCUUUUUUUGCUCUUAUUUCUUAUUUUCCAAAGCUUUGAUAAAAACAACAUAACAAAAUGGAAAGGAAAAAAGAGGAUCUUCAUAUCUUGAGGUUAAAGAAAUGAAAACUUUGCUCUCCUGGUGCGAGAUAGUUAUUUAUUUAUAAUGUAAAAUGUGUUUGUUUUUCCUUUGACCCUUGAUUAGCUUUUCUCUCUUGUGAUCUCUGACUUUUGACCUUGGGCUGCUGCAGCUAAAGUAAGUUCAGAUAGAUUCCUAUGUUCCCCUGAGGCUCAAGCAACCUCUCCUCUCCUCACCCUCCUCCCUAUAUUUUUAAGAAAUGUUGUUAGAAUUAUUUAUGAUAUGUAACAAAGAUGAUGCAGGCUGUCCCAUUUGCUAAAAUUGUCGUUAUCGAAUAAUAAUAAUAAUUAUUAUUAUUAUUAUUAUGUUGUGUAAAUAGCAAUGCAUCUAAGAACACUGAUGAAUUUAGAUGAGUUUUUAAAAGAAAAUCCUGAUACCUUAGGCUGCUUGAUGCAAAAAUACCUCAGGUUCUAUUGAAAGGCUUUUCCUUCCCCUGUACAUGUUUUGUGAAAAUGAGACAAAAAUACAGACAUGACAAAAUACAAA
Molecule: messenger RNA, 4989 nt
Organism: Siniperca chuatsi (mandarin fish)
Lineage: Eukaryota; Metazoa; Chordata; Actinopteri; Centrarchiformes; Sinipercidae
Gene: dusp8a
Product: dual specificity phosphatase 8a
Exons: 7
Coding region: 442-2520 (692 amino acids)
Biological process (GO): negative regulation of MAPK cascade; protein dephosphorylation
Cellular component (GO): cytoplasm
Molecular function (GO): MAP kinase tyrosine/serine/threonine phosphatase activity; protein tyrosine/threonine phosphatase activity
Source: RefSeq, a predicted model, not a curated record